Neodiprion fabricii is the source of this 2475-nucleotide messenger RNA. Its product is annotated as muscle segmentation homeobox-like. Lineage: Eukaryota; Metazoa; Arthropoda; Insecta; Hymenoptera; Diprionidae. Gene Ontology annotation, cellular component: nucleus. Gene Ontology annotation, biological process: regulation of transcription by RNA polymerase II; embryonic morphogenesis. The record is from RefSeq and is a predicted model, not a curated record. Gene Ontology annotation, molecular function: DNA-binding transcription factor activity, RNA polymerase II-specific; RNA polymerase II transcription regulatory region sequence-specific DNA binding. The transcript has 3 exons. Bases 356 to 1600 code for a protein of 414 amino acids.
UCCACUGUCAGAGCUCGCCUCGUAAAGAUCUUUCCGCAGUUUCUACGCCGCCGCGAUUUGGUCCAUCGAUUCUGUUGGAUCAGCCGUUCGCGUACCUCGUGGUAGGUCACCGUGUCCCUAAACCUGUGACCGUGAUCAGUACCCACUGUUCGGUACCUAACAACUGUGACCCGGAGCAAAUAUCCCCGCAAAGUGCGCCCCGAGUGAGAAACGUCGAAUCUCAUCCCGACUUCAACCCCCUCCCCCAAGCCUCAACGGGAAAUGUCGACGGGAGCAUCGAGCUAGGAAGCUUCGGUGCACCAGGCUCCGAAACCGAGAGCUUAAUCUCCGCCGCAGCGAUAAUCGGGCGUCGAUAAUGACUGUACUAAGAAUGACUUCCCCGGGAACACCCCCUACCACAACACCCGGGUCACCUAACCGGGCGGAGGCUCCCCAGGCCUCGACUCGGCCCGUUCAUCAGCUGAGCUUUUCCGUCGCCGCGUUACUCGCCGACACCAAAAAGCCCACGGACUACUCGACGCGAGUGAGCAGCGCGUCCUCCGGCUCCCCCAGGUCCUCACCGAUCACCUCGUGCUCCCCGGUCCACCAGCACCUCCUCAGGACGCCGCCCCCACUUCCUACCAAUCUGUCAAAGCACCCGGCCGCAGAUCCAAGAAUGACGCUCUUCAUGCGGUUGGACUCGCCGAAGGAUGGCUCGGAUCUCAGGACCGCGUCAAAGUUCCCCGAAGCUCAGGAGCUGUCCGGGUCACCGGGUCGGCACGGGGUCGACUUCCGGCUGUCCGGAUCGCCGGCGUUCUCCAGCAGCGACCAGCGCACCCCCGAAAUCGGGAAUUCGAUGUCGCCGAAGCACCCGGCGGACCUCAGAAUCACCGACAGCUACGUCGAGAGCUCGCCCUGCGGAAGCUCCCCGUGUUCGGAGGGCGAUGCCGAGCUUGACAUGGAGGACGAGGACGAGGGCAGCCUCGUGGACGUCGAGGAACUCCAGCAGGCGUCGAGUCCGACCCCGGUCAGACCCACCCCCGCCUAUCUUGGCGGGUUUCCGUCGCUCGGAGCAAUUUCCGGCAUGCCGCCGAGCCUUCAUUCCGCCGUUUGGGGCGGCCACCAAUCCGCCGCUGCGGCCGCGAGCUUCUUUCCGGCUCACUUUUCUCACCAUGCUCCAUUGAACGAAAACGGGGAGCCGGCUAAGAUCAAGUGCAACCUGAGAAAACACAAGCCUAACAGAAAGCCUCGCACGCCUUUCACAACGCAGCAGCUACUCUCCUUGGAGAAGAAGUUUCGGGAGAAGCAGUACCUCAGCAUCGCCGAGAGGGCAGAGUUCUCCUCGUCUCUUCACCUCACCGAGACCCAGGUCAAGAUCUGGUUCCAAAACCGGCGCGCCAAGGCGAAGCGCCUCCAGGAAGCCGAGAUAGAGAAGCUCCGGAUGUCGGCUGUGAGGCAACACCACAGUGCCCUCUACGGUGGUCACCCUGGCCUUCUGCCACACGGGAGUCUCUUUCCUGUGGGAAUGCUACCGCCAUCUUUGUGCGGUCCUCCGCACCACGGUAUGCACCAGGUACCGCCGCCACACCAUUCGAUGUCCCAGCAUCAGCACAGGGAAUGAAUCCUGCAGCAGUGACGUCGCCCCGCGCGGUACAAUUUCAGGACCAAAAUGUCCUUCCGUUUUUCCUUCGCUUUUUCACUGCUGAUAUCGCAGUAAGGCGGUCGGGAUAAACGCGGGAGUUCGGCAGGACGGAGUUUAGAGGAACUCUCCGCUUUCUCUUUUAAAAUAUUUUCUCCCGUCUCUGGGGUUGAACUUCUUGGAUGAAUUACCUCGUUACGUGAUCCUGAUCCUCGGGUGGAUCCGCGUUUGAAAAUCUACGUUCACGGCUAUGUACGGCAAGCGCAGUUAUGUGUAAGAAGCAACCUAAGGAAUUACAACCGACGAAGAUCAGCCUCGCCUCAAUCUUUCCGGCACAAUCGAAGCUACCGAUACUGAAACAACUUUGUGUCUCCGAUUAACGAGAGAUUGUUUGCGGCCCUAGAGAACGACCGGAUUAUAUACGAUUCGGGGCGCGAGAUCUAGCAGAAAGUCCAACGGGUUGGGUUCAACCUUGUAAAAAGUGUAAAUCAAGACUUAUUUAAUGAUAGUAAUCGUUGUAAAUAUAUAUAGUUUCAGUCUUACGCAUGUAUACGUCAGUACGCGAGUACGAUUAUGAUAUACGUUAUAUAACGAGACUAAAAUUGUACAUAAAUUGGUGCCAAAUUAUUUUCUCUUGUACAUAUUAUAGUAUACACAAUAUUAUAUAUUAUAGACACAAACGAAACACGUAUGAAAGAAAUAUAGUUUAAUUUUGCUUCUCUUUACUUGAAUUCUGUUUUUUUUUUUUAAUUCUUUUUUUCUUUGUAUAAAUGUACAGAGUGACUGUUAUAUAUAUAUUAUAGCGGAUUGAUAGAGAAAGGAAAUACUAUUUAAUAAAACGUACUAUCUGAAAUUCA